Nothoprocta perdicaria is the source of this 1576-nucleotide messenger RNA. It is a transcript of the gene CENPN, whose product is annotated as centromere protein N. The record is from RefSeq and is a predicted model, not a curated record. Gene Ontology annotation, biological process: chromosome segregation; CENP-A containing chromatin assembly. The transcript is spliced from 11 exons. Lineage: Eukaryota; Metazoa; Chordata; Aves; Tinamiformes; Tinamidae. The coding region runs from base 38 to 1078 and encodes 346 amino acids.
UCCGCGCCCGGCGCCUGAGGCGGCAGGUGGCUUCGCAAUGGAUGAGACUGUUGCUGAAUACAUCAGGAGAACCGUGCUCAAAAUCCCCCGCCAUGAGAUCAAGGCGAUGCUGCAGACGUGGGGCUUCCUCUCCGAGGCCCAGCUGCAAACCGUGAAUUUCCAUCAGACCAAGGACAGCGUUUCCCAACAGGUUGUUCAGCUCUGCGAGGAUAAUUCAGCAGACAUAAAGCAAGCAGCCCUCCUGGACAUUAUUUACAACCACAUCUAUCCAAACAAAAGAAUCUGGAGUGUUUAUCAGAUGAACAAAUCAGGGGAAGAAACAGAUUUUUUUGACUUAAGAGAUUUCAAAAAAAAAUUUAAAAGACGACUACAGACAGCUCUGAAAAAUGUUACCAUCAACUUUAAAGAAUAUGAGGAUAAUGCCAUCUGGAUUAGAAUUGCUUGGGGAACACCAUAUAAAAAUCCAAACCAGUACAAAACCAGCUAUGUUGUAUACCAUUCACAGACACCCUAUGUCUUCAUUUCUGCCUCAGUGAUUAGGAGCACCUUACCUCUGCUAUGUCAGGCACUGGUUGUGGCUUCCAAUUACCAUGACAUCCGUGAAAUGGAGCUUCGAAGUCAUUGCUUAAACUCCCUUAAAGAUAUUGUGUUUAAGAGAUAUAGCCAGACCUUCCAGACAUAUUAUCCAAGACCCUUACAAGAAAGGAACGUAACCUCAGAGAAUGUGGAUUUAAGGAUAAUUCAAGAAAACAAAAAUGAGAAAGAAAGAAUACUGAGAGUGAAUCGUGAAGUUUUUGGUGAUGGUCCCCAACCAAAACUUGAAUUUGCACAAUAUAAGCUGGAGACAACAUUUAAGAGUAACCCUUCACUGGAUGUGUCGGACAUAAAAGAGCCAUUCAGAUGUCUUGUCAAGUUUUCUAGUCCACAUCUCUUAGAAUCACUGAAAUCCUUGGCACCAGCAGGUCUAGCUGAUGCGCCACUUUCACCAUUACUUACUUGUAUACCGCAAAAAGCGAGGAAUUAUUUUAAAAUUAGAGAGAGGAAAGGUAUCUUUCCAGGAAGCUUUGUAAGCCCUUAAUUUAAGAGUGAUUUUAUAGAAAAAUAUAGAACUCAUUUAUUACUAGCAUUAUCCAAAUCAUAAUAAAGGUUAAAACAUUUUUUAAAUUAACUUAUUCCUUCAAUUUCCCUUAAAUUCCUUCCAAUUAAAGUCUUCAACCCUGUGAAUAGCCCCAUUUAACGACGGGGAGUGACCUGCCUGCUCAGGUCAGGCGCCUUGCGAGCUUGGCAGAAGAGGAUUCCACAGUGAGAUGGUUGCAGACGAGCGGGGAAAGGAGACAGGACUCUUGAAAAGCAGAUGUCAGGGAGAAGUUUCCAUCCAGCUCCACUGGUCAUUGAUUUAGAUCCAGUAUCUUUACUGGCCAAGUGCAAUAUUCAAGAACAAAUAUCUAUAUAAAAAGCUAUUUUUUAAUGUUUGCAUUAGUAUCUUAUGAAAUUUUACCUUUAGAGUAAUGAAAUAGGCAAUAACUUUGUUUUGAGGAAGUUGUGCUUCAGAAUGUGUGCUUCAUUAAAGACUUCC